This is a messenger RNA of Radiomyces spectabilis, 453 nucleotides long. RefSeq lists its product as uncharacterized. NCBI's taxonomy places the organism in Eukaryota, Fungi, Mucoromycota, Mucoromycetes, Mucorales, Radiomycetaceae. The coding region runs from base 1 to 453 and encodes 150 amino acids. The transcript has a single exon. The record is from RefSeq and is a predicted model, not a curated record.
AUGCCCCCUAUCGCCGUAUCCAUGGGCCUUCCUGUCACCGGUCAUGCCGACUCUGAAUACUUUCUUUGUCCAGUAUGUCCUGACCCCGUCAAAGGCACCUAUUUCACCAGCCGAUCGCUCGCUCAGCAUUGUACGAAAAAGCACCGCAUCAAAUGCACCGUUGUCUGGCACUGCUACGAUUGUCCGCGCACUUUCGGUUCUCGCUCUGACUUUGUCCAGCAUCCCUGCGUUCGAAACUUUUUUGAACCGCACGCUCUACGCGUUCCGCCAUUGCACCGACCUGGUCCCGGUAAUCUACCUAUUGACGACUUCCCUGCUCCCACGACAUCGACAUCGUUUUCCUGUCCCGUCUGUCAACGACUAUACAACAACCCCUCGCGCUUGCAAGAACAUUAUACAACCACUCACCACAACUACUUGCGGAGCGACUGGGACUUGCCCACGCUCCUGUGA